Molecule: messenger RNA, 1750 nt
Organism: Suillus subalutaceus
Lineage: Eukaryota; Fungi; Basidiomycota; Agaricomycetes; Boletales; Suillaceae
Exons: 4
Coding region: 26-1750 (574 amino acids)
Source: RefSeq, a predicted model, not a curated record
GCGCAAGACGAAGCGCAAGGCUCAUAUGGACACGAAUGCAACGGCAAAGCCGAAGAAUCUCCCUUGGAAAGAUAUUCUAGCUUCCGUCGAGUUUAAGAGAAAGACGCCAGGGAGGACGAAAGGGAUUAGCCCACCACCCCCUUCGUAUACAGUGGCAGACCAUAUCCCUACCAAGCCGGACUAUCUGCCGGUUGAUCAUCUUAAGGCUGAAGACCCAGCGCCAGGCCUUUCACAGAUCCCAGCAACACAACCUGCGCCCGAUACUGCGUUCCUAUCUUCCAACCUUACUGCUGCCCAGCCCUCCCAGGGCGGGUCCAGUUCCAAGCGCAAGGCCACGGACGCUUUGGAAUCUGCCGCGAAAAAAUCCAAGAUGGACCCCGAUGACACAGAGGACGACAAGGACGACGAUCUAGAUGUGACCGUCCAGACGGGUCUGUACGCCGCCGAAAUGUUUGCAUCCAAUCUUGGAGUCAAUUAUCUGCUAAAUCUUAUCAUCAUCGACGAUGUAAUGUGGAUCUGGUAUUACGAUCGGCAAGGGAUCAUUCAAUGCUCAGGCAUCAACUUCAUUCAAGAUCUCCCGCGAUUCAUGGUGCUGUUGUAUGCUCUACAACGGUUCAAUCUUCAUGAUUGGGGCCGAAACAAGGACUUCCUCCCAGUGCAGGUUGACGGCAAACAAUGCCACAAAUUCAAAAUCAAGGAUAAAGAGCUUGGAGAGGUGGAUCUGCUGCUUCACACCAGCCACGACGAAAGAGUGACGCACUACGGACUACAAGGACGGGCCACCAAUGUGGUCCCUGUCACUAGCGAAGCGCUCGCGAAGAAAUACGGCAACUUCCAGGAUGGGAUGGUGGCCAAGAUCUUUUGGGGAGAGGCGAGUCGCACUAGCGAGCCGGAAAUCUUGGACAAGGUUGAGGAGAUCGCUAAGGUGCACCCAACCGUCCAAGGGCAUAUUCCUAAGCUGCUUUGGCACCACACGUUCACGAAUCCCACGUCCGCCAUCCGAGAAGCGCUUGGGGUUCCAGAACCCACCAAGGGCAGUCGCGUACUCUACAUCCUCGUAUUCCCCAAGCUCCACCCCAUCACAAAACUUGACGGCAGAGUGCUUUUCGACGUCUGGCGUCAGUGCAUCUUAUGCCACCUUACUCUGUGGAAGGAAGGUGUCUAUCAUCGAGAUGUCAGCCCAGGAAACCUGAUGUGGUACUGGAAAGACGGCAAGCGGAUAGGUGUCCUAAACGACUACGAUUUAUCCUCGUUGGCGAAUGUCCAGGGUCCUCAGGGCAACGAGCGUACAGGCACGGUGCCGUUCAUGGCGCGCGAGCUUCUCACCGAAGAAGGCCAACGAGGCAAAGUGAAACACCUAUAUCGCCAUGAUCUGGAGUCCUUUAUGUGGGUUUUCGCUUGGGUUUGCCUGCGUUACAGGCAGGGAGUCCUUCUACCACGGAGAUUGCGCCCCCUCGACGAGUGGGCGACUUUGGGCGCCAUUGCAUGCGGUGAGAAGAAGCUAGUCUUUCUCAACGAUUUGUCGCCUUUCGCACCCUCGGACGUAGACAAACUCACAUGGAGUGUCAUUGUGAGCUGUCUGCUGGUGCUUAAAAGGGAUGCCGACGACCGAUACUAUCUUCGCUUCCAAGAACCGUCGGACUCAGGGGCAGACCAGCAGCCCAACGCUGAGGAAUUAGAUCCCGAUGCUUUUCUAUCUAAAUUUACAUGUUCCAAGAGUUGGCUUGCACUCAGCAAACCUUCACAGUGA